AUGCCCAACCACAAAGUUCUCCUACCGGAGCGGGAGGUAACCGACUUUGAGCAACAUGCGUACGAAUGCACAUACCUAAUAGGCAAAGGAGCCGGCGACGUGCGAUGGGACAUCGACGCCGAAGACUGUUCACUCCGCUUCGAAUCCGCUUCGCAGGGCCCUCCUGCCAAAAUUUCCUUCACAUUUACUGUGACGCGUGCUCUUUGCAAUACACUCGGUAGCCUACAUGGCGGGUGCGCAGCUACACUCGUCGAUAUCCUCUCCACAACAAUUUUGAUGGGUGUGUCGCGGCCCGGCAGGUUCGGGUUCGGUGGCGUGAGCCGGAACCUCAGGUUGACAUAUAUCCGGCCCGUCCCCUUAGGAUCUGAGGCGAGGAUUGUGUGUGAGGUCGUGCAUGUUGGAAAACGACUGGCGCUUUUAAGAGCGGAGAUUCAAAAGCCCGAUACUGGGGAUAUUUGCGUUGUUGCUGAGCACGAGAAGGCGAAUACAGAUCCGGAAGUUGAUCAGAAGAUUUGA
Molecule: messenger RNA, 516 nt
Organism: Penicillium malachiteum
Lineage: Eukaryota; Fungi; Ascomycota; Eurotiomycetes; Eurotiales; Aspergillaceae
Product: PaaI family thioesterase
Exons: 2
Coding region: 1-516 (171 amino acids)
Molecular function (GO): fatty acyl-CoA hydrolase activity
Source: RefSeq, a predicted model, not a curated record